GUGGAAGGGGUUCCUUUCUCCAGAAGACGUGCGACUGGAAAUCGACUUCUGUAAGAGAGCUCCGUCAUGUAUCAAGGAAUGUAGUUAGUACGAUAUCGAGACUUGCAGAGAAUACAUCUCAUACUAAUUCUUGACCGCAUGAGAGAUUUUACUCUAGGUUUAUCAUUCUACUCGUCAAUGCAAUCCGUGCUUCAUUUAUAAGUGGACCGUCAUUAUCCAGUUCUAACGUGAUCUGAUGUCAAGAUAAAAAGAGAUCAAGAUGACUGAAAAUUUACCGGAGAAUGUUUCUGUGGAAGACAUAGUGGAGAAACGAUUGCGUAUCAUUCUUAAGGAAGGUGUCGAGACUCCGAUGAAUUUCGAAUCUGUAAAACCAGAAUUGCCAUCGUUCUACGAUGAGAAAAAAUUCCGACUUGGUCAGCAAGCUUUCUACAAUAAUGUCUUUUCGAUGAUGAUUGCGAAACUUUGCGGUCUGGUAUCUCUCCUGGCCAUUUCAACCAUACUUGACGUAGUUAUGUUUACCAAAAAAAGCGGUACUCCUUGUUUGGCGUAUUAUAGGUAUGCGUCGACAAUCCUUCACACAUUUAUAUGGCACGAAAAGGAUCCUCACGGCAAGCCCAACGAAUUCUUGGAGUCCUUGAAAAUCGUGCGGAGAAAGCACUGUAUUGCAUUCAAACGAAGCACAGAGGCUGGCGUUCAUAAACCAACGCAAUUGGAUAUGGCACUCGCUCAGUUCGGAUUCAUCGGAUAUACGAUGAUAAGCGGAGAAUAUCUAGGAGUGAAAACUACUCCCGAAGAAAUGGAAGGUGUGGUGCAUCUCUGGAGAGUCAUCGGGAGCAUGCUCGGGAUGGACGACAAAUUCAACCUCUGCACGGGGACAGUUGAAGAAACUCGUGCUCUUUGUCAAAGAAUAUUGGAAGAUGUGUUCGUGCCCUCUCUGGCAAAAAAGAAUGAUCAUUUCGAUGAAAUGGGCAACGCGAUGCUACAGAGUCUCUGGCCCAUCAACUUUAAUAUUGAACCAGUAGCAUUCAUGGCGUUCACAUUUUAUCUGGCCUCUUCAACUGCGCGCAACAAUAAUCAUUCUAUCGAAAUAGAUACUUCGACUAUGCCGUUUUACAGCUGGUACUUGUUCAAUCUACAACACUUCGUGCUGAAAUACUUAAUGCGACCUAGUGCUUGGUGGUCCUCAUUUUUCCGCCCAAUUUUUAAUGUUUUAAUGCGUUUAUCGAUUUUCUUGAUGGAAAAAUAUCCCUUCCUUGCUUAUUGGACCUUCGGAAAGAAAUAUGCUAAUGUCAAUAUUUUUCAUUAUCACUUCGACUGAAUGUUUAAUCGAAAUAACAAGAGGACUAACGGCUUUUUAUCAAAUCAUAUCAAAAUUAUGAAAUUCUGUUAAUUACCUAGGAGUUAAGUGAGUAAACUGGCAAAUAAGAGCCAAGACGCGGGUAUUGGUGCGUAAACUUAUUAUUAUUAAAAUAUAACAAUAAUAAGUUUGCGCACCAAUAUCCGUGCCUUGGCUCUUAUUUGCCAGUUUACCCACUUAAUUGUUAGUACUCUAAGCCUAUUGCUGAAAUUCUAUGUAAGAAAAAACCGUGAUAUGAUGUGUAUGUAAUUAAUUAAUUAAUGUUUUACUAUAUACGUAUUACGUAUACAGGGUAAAAAUUGCUCAUCGAGAAAAACGAGGUUUUCUACAUACAAAGAUAAAAACACAAAAAAAUAUAUAUGUCGAGUACAUUCUCGGAAAAAAAUAAAUAUUGCUUUUAAAAACUGAUAUAGAAGGGAAGCGCUCAAAAACGUACGUAAUAAGAGAGACUCUUGUAAUUAUAGUAAUUAUAGUUAUCAAUAUAAUUAUAGUAAUUAUAGUCAUUAAGAUAAAUUGUGCUGUUUCUAAUAUAAUUGCGUAAUAUCUAAAAAAAAUGUAUUCAAAACAAUGUUAGUUAUACUCAGUUGCAAUAGUUAAAAUACUUUUCACAUAACACAAAUGUUCAAAAUAUAUUUUCUACGUUGUUUAAA
Formica exsecta is the source of this 2007-nucleotide messenger RNA. RefSeq lists its product as uncharacterized. Bases 260 to 1318 code for a protein of 352 amino acids. The transcript is spliced from 6 exons. The record is from RefSeq and is a predicted model, not a curated record. Lineage: Eukaryota; Metazoa; Arthropoda; Insecta; Hymenoptera; Formicidae.